Drosophila hydei is the source of this 367-nucleotide messenger RNA. RefSeq lists its product as uncharacterized. Bases 107 to 319 code for a protein of 70 amino acids. The transcript has 3 exons. The record is from RefSeq and is a predicted model, not a curated record. NCBI's taxonomy places the organism in Eukaryota, Metazoa, Arthropoda, Insecta, Diptera, Drosophilidae.
CGCUUGCAUCUCGCAUCACUCGCACGUCGCACCGGCCGCACACUCGCUCUCCGUCUCUCUCGCGCUCCAUAAGCUAAACAAAUAAAUCUUUUAUAAACGCUUCAAGAUGGGCAAUCCAGUGUGGUUUGUUUUCUGGCUUUUGGUCUUCUGGAUCAUUGCCUUGGCUUUGGCCUGCAUCUGUUCCUGCUGCUACAUCGUCGUCUAUACACUUGUUGUGUGCAUUCCGGGCUUGUCGGGUGUAGCCGAGGUACUGCUGCAAGGCCUACAAUUCCCGCAUUAUUGUGCAAAGGCCAUGAUGGAGUGCAAGCCCCCAUUCUAAGCAACUUCCCCAUUUGUUAUUAUUACUGCUGUAAUCUAAGUAUAAAUU